AUGGGCUCAAGCACGUGUACGCGCAAGCGCAAGGCUGGUCACCUGGGCUUCCAGGCGAAUGAAGUUGCGUUCAUUGAAGAUGAGAUGGCAGCAUUGGCAGCCGAGUAUGGACUAGAAGUGGACCGAGACGUGGCCAAGCACGUGCAGCAGCGCAAGCAGCACAAGAAGUCGCGGCGACGACAGUAUGUAAGCCCCCAAGUUGAACCCACUUAUAGCCGCAACAUAAGCGCAACUUCACGGGAUAACCACUCGUCAGAUGCAGAGCUUACGUUGCGCGAGCUCAACGACGAAAAAGCUGUCCACGAUCAGUGUCUCGUGCAUGUAGCUGCUGUGCUGCCAGACACGUGUGCUCUAAGAGCUUGUAGUGUACCUGGCUGUUCGUGUGUAAACGGAUCCAAGUCCAUUGGACUGCAAAAACAACGAGAGGACGGUGACAAAAAGAGCACAAACCACGUGCUGAAGAGGGUCGAGUGUCACAAGUGUCACCAUGGCGUGUUGCAGCAUUCGAUAGCGGUGCGGGAAGAUGUCGCUGAUGGUAUUGUAGCCCAAUUAAGUGGCGGUCAACGACUGUUGCAGACCUUGUUUCAAAUUAUUCGAUUUGGAAGGAUCAGUGCGACAUGUUUUCAGAGUCGUGUGUGGACCACAUCAGCCCUCGACCAACUGGAUACAGUGGUCGUACACCUCAAGCGACAAUGUACGACUGGAGGAGCGCAAAAUGGUCAAAAGUCUACCGAGGAAGUGCAGCAAGAGCGACAACUACUAUUGAAAUUGCAGACACAAUUGCAAAAAGCUCAGCAAGCUGUGCGUACAGCGUCUUGGGAUGAAUUGCGUAUUUCAUUGGCCUGUGUGUGGGACCAAAUGUACUACCAAACGUACUAUGUGGCUCUCGUGUUGUACGGACGUGCCUGUGGUGCUGUACCUUCACCCGAAGAGUACUGGAAAGACCUCGAUCACUUUAUUCCUGAAAGUACAUUGCAAUGGGAAGCUUUUGUCCAUCAAGAGCUCUUGAGCUCGAAUGUACCGUCUCGAUUGAUUGCGUCGCUGGCACUUCCAGUUUUGGCAUCGUUAGGAGCAUCAAAGGACGAACUCGGACGUGAAAAGCUCCGCCAAGCUCAGCAAGAGAGGGACAACCCUUUGUUAGCUAUUUACCACGCACGGCUGCGUGAAGGUGUGCGACUGUUUUAUGAAGAAGGUGUUGGGAUGAAUGGCGAAAUGGACGCUGUGCUCGCGAGACCUCCAGGUACUGCGCACAUCCAAAUUACUAGUAAGAACAUCAAGAGUUCAAAGAGAAAGCCGCUCAAGAAAAAAAAGGACCGUUGGGAGAGGAAAAGUGGGGCUCGGACUCGAAGUGAUGGCGACCAAGACUUGUCGGCUGCACUAGUGGAAAUGCCUUGCUACCCGCUUCUUGCAGACUGGCGCAACAAUUGUCGCGAUUGGUGCUGUCACUUGUAUGCGUAUGCAACUCCUACAGAGCAGGCACUGGAUGUAAUGGCAAAUUAUGCUCCACUUGUCGAGAUAGGCGCUGGUACAGGCUACUGGAGCUCGCUCUUGCAGCGCCGUGGUGUCGAUAUUGUCGCGUAUGAUAAAACUCCGCCGAGCAAUGAGGGUGCAGGUGGCAAUGUGUAUCAUGGUCACGUGCCUCCGUUCUGCUCCGUUGGUCAGGCGGGUCCAGAAGUGCUUGGCCGGGAAGAUCUGGCAAAGCAUAGUUUGUUCUUGUGCUACCCACCACCAGGUGAUGCCAUGGCAUUUCAAAGUGUCCAGCUGUUCCAGGGGAACGUGAUCCUGCACGUUGGCGAGUGGCAGGGUGAUACGGGUGACAGACGCUUUGAAAAUGAACUCCAGCGCCGCUUUGUGCUCGUGGAGGAAGUUUCGCUGCCCAACUGGGGCAACUCAGCGUACGGUCUGACAGUGUGGCGUCGCAAGGCGAAGGAUGUCGAGCACGUGGCUUGGAGAGCAAUGAGCUGUUUCCAAUGUGAAAAGACGCUCAGUGAUGCCGCUGCCGAGGGCACGCGGCUGCGACGAUGCGUUGUCUGCAAGACCAAUGUGUAUUGCUCGCCUGUUUGUGCGCAACGAGACGCGGUAGGUCAUGCUGCCGAGCACGCAGUACGGCUAGUGUUUCUGGAAGCUCCUACUUCAAGUUUGGCGUACGACCGCAUGUUUGAGAACACCGCCUACUAUCGCGAGCUGCUCGAGCCGGAUUUAGAUGACAGUGUUGUGGCUGUUAAGAGUGAUUGGAACGCACUGGUAAAUGUUGACGCUGCAGCUCAGUGCGACGAUACGAAUUCCGAUGAUGAAAGUCAUGAUGGAGACAGCGAGGAAGAGGAGGACGUCUCGAAUACCGAGAUCGAGUCCGGGAAAAGCUCGAUCAAGGCUGCUUUCGCUUUCAACUUUGGCAUGUAA
Peronospora matthiolae is the source of this 2400-nucleotide messenger RNA. The record is from the annotation of a GenBank genome assembly. NCBI's taxonomy places the organism in Eukaryota, Oomycota, Peronosporomycetes, Peronosporales, Peronosporaceae.